GUAUCUCGACUUUGGAAGCUAAUUUUGAUCCAUUAUGUUCGAGUUUGAACCUCGUUUCCUUCAAAUGCCUCAGUGUGAAGUGACUUUCGCCUCCUGAACUGCGGUCGAGAUUUUGAAUCUCGAAUCUUUCAACGCGAUAAUUCUGGUUUUGGAGCGGGUUUAAACCCGCGAAUUUGAUUGUUAUUCGCAUGUUAAUUUGAAGAAAUCUCUCAAUCCAAAGAGACAUUUAUUGUCAAUAUCGCAAUUUUAUUAUUUGCGCUCUGCUGCAACCGGUGCAUCGUCGAAAAUCCCGAUCGAGUUUAUUUUUGUGAUUUUUACGAACUUUCGUGCGAACUUCACGCCUCGGCGACUCUUGUGAUUUUUCAAGAAUUUGAUACGCGAAUUUGACUCUUUCGACCUAUUUUCGUGCCUUUCAACCUCAUAUUUUGCGACGUUUCCAUCGAAUUCCUCGCAUUGGAAGUUAUUAUCCAAACUUUUUUCAUGGGCAUUGAUUCCUGUCGGUAGAGUGACCUACCGAGCUUGUAGGAUAGAAACCACGGACUCCCUCGUCAUCUAAUCUGAAUCAUCUACAAGAAUCUACUUCAAUAUCUACAAAGUUCAUUUCAAAUUCUCAUCGUUGCUCCAACGAAAGGAGAUUCUAGGACCUCUUUCCUACAGUUUCAUCCAAAAGAUCUAUCAUCGCUAUUUUUCAGAAGCGGAAUUUGAUUUUACUUCGUGUUAUCAGUACCUGGUCGAUAGGUAGUGUAAAAUUCAUAUUGAUCAAUCUAUAAAAGCCUGAAAUACUAAAUGUCUCGUCCCGCGUGAGGAGAUCGAAGAUCAGUGAUUUUUUUUAAACAUGUGGGGAGUUCCGGAGACAGCGCUUUUGGUGGUGAUUUUGACCAUCACUUCCGGUGCACGCAGUGAGUCAAAUCAUUCCCAGGAUGCGCACAACCUGUUCCUCCAGGAGUUGUUCUCCAAGUACGGACAUGACGGGAGAAUGACAUUUGAGGGAUUCGAGCACCUGCUGGCGAAUCUGGGAUUGGGAAAAAUCAAAUUCGACGGCUUGCACACCCUGUUCGAGCAUCGCGGCGCAGAUGGGUCCUUCGAGGAGAUGCACGACGCCCGCGGCAUCCACCAGCAUCAGCACGACCGGAAAAAAAGAAGCCCGCACCAAUCAAACCUCGGGCACAAGCACCGGGCGAUAGAGUCGGAUUCGGAGGAGAGGAACCCGCUGGCGGGGCAGUGCCUGUCGCCGCCGGAGAUGCUCAUCACUUUCGGGUUGGCCCCGGACCACGAGGUCUCCAUCUCGCCCUCGGUCUUCCUCGAGAAGCUCUGUCCGACCAUCAUCUACGAGCUGGACCUCCGCACCUGCCAACACGAGACCUCCCCCACGGCCCUCCAGUCCGCCUCCGCCCCCAGGGCCAGCCUCCUCGAGGGCUCCGGAAGCAAACUCAUCCCCAGCUUAGUUUGGUUAUACUCAACCAUCAGUAUUAUUUCCAUCAGUGUGGUUGGACUUCUUAGCGUUGCAGUUGUACCCCUAUUGCAAAGAACAUACUUUUCACACAUUAUCAAUUUUUUGGUAGCGCUAGCAGUUGGCACACUCACAGGCGAUGCACUUCUUCAUCUCUUGCCACAUGCGCUGAUGUCACCACACCGCUGUGAUGCAACUGACACCAGUCAUACUCUACCAGUUCUUCGCGCCACCACAACAUUCUUAGUUCUUUUCUUGUUUUUCCUCUUGGAAACAAUUUUCCAUAGGAUUAAAUUUGCUAAAACAAAGAAGCGCACUGUUCUAGAAAAGCAUGAAGCAAGUUUAGACGAGCGAGGAGCAUAUGCUUGUGUAGGUGCAAAUAACAUUCAUGAAACCGAAACAACAGAAUUAGAUAUGGGCUCUUUAGAACACAGAGGCCACUGUCAUGCAGUGAACAUGCCUUCAAAUAAUUCUGUCAGUUCCGUCGCUUGGAUGGUGAUAAUGGGGGAUGGAAUUCACAAUCUCACAGAUGGACUUGCCAUCGGAGCAGCAUUCAGCUCCGAUCCUAUCGCAGGUUUUGCCACCACAUUAGCUGUCUUCACUCAUGAGUUGCCGCAUGAGUUAGGUGAUUUUGCUGUGUUAAUUCAGUCUGGCUUGGGAGUUCGUCAGGCACUUAUGUAUAAUAUUUUUUCAUCGGUGCUAAGUUUUGUUGGAAUGGUCAUAGGUGUCCUCUUAGGUGACUUUGAAGCUGCUGUCCUUUGGAUCUAUGCAGCCACUGCAGGAACUUUCCUAUACAUAGCUCUUGUAGAUCUUGUACCUGAAAUGACGAAAUGUUCGGAAAAUUCUAUGAUGUCUGUAGUGACACAGAUCAUAGGUAUUUUAACUGGUGGGGGUAUUAUGUGCCUCAUUGCCCUGUAUGAAGAUGAUCUUCGGCAUUUUUUUUACCGGUCUGAAUGAAUAUAUUAAUAGCUCGGGUUCUAUGACAGAAAGUAGCAUUUAUUGAUUUUCAGAUUUCCUUAUUUUUAAUAUUUUAAGUAUUUUUGUACUUCACAUGCGAAUCAACUCUUAUGAUUACUUUAUUUUUCUUAUAGUUUAUACUACUAUUAUUUUUACAAUUAAUUUAUUUUUAUCCAACUUUUCCUCACUUUUUUGUACUGAAUACAGGGUGUCCCUGGGUUAAAGUAAAAAAUUUUGCCACGCUCUAUUUAAAGUCAAAAUGAACCUUCUUGUCCCCUCAGCAAGUGAUCUGAGAAUUAAAUCUUUGCAUCAUAGGGUUGCGAGUUUUUAAACCAAUAGGGAUUCGCUUAAAGUUGUUCACUAGUUAUUUUUGAGACUUAUCUUAAAUACGUGAAUUUCUUAAAUGGCCAUGCCAAAGCAUUGAGGCUUGAAACUUUGGGACUUUUCUAGUGCUCUUUCAGGAUCUGCUUUCAAAAUGAUGUUAUUCCUGGAGAAAUCAACAUUUUACAGGCAAAGAAGGGUGACAAUUCUUCAAAAUAUUUGUUUAAUAUUUUGUAGUAUAAUUUUAAAAGCAGCACCAAAAGCUAUAAAUUAGCACUCAUGAUAGUCAAAGAUUUAGGUGAAAUUUUCCAUCUAUUUUCCAAAUGAUGUAAGCGCGAUAAUUUUUUUUACCAUUCCUUAUUCCCUCUGUGAGAGCCUGAGAGGGUUUUUAUCGGACAAUUUUUUGAAUCGCAUUUUCUUGAUUCUGAAUUGUUGUCCAUAGAGUUUCCUAUUUUCUGGAAUACGAUAAUUCACAGCAGUUUGAAUAAUACAGUUUCUCUCUAAAUUUUGUUUGGUGCUUACAUCAUCGGAAAAAAAAUUGGCCCAACUGAGAAAAAAAUUUUUUUCAAAAGUCCAGUAAGCUUUGAUUUUAUGACUGGUGCUUAUCAGACAAAAAAGUCUCAUUUUGACUCAGAGAACUACCCUCAAGUUUUUCACCUUAAACGUGGGACAUCCUGUGUAAUUAAUUUAAAUUUGGUCACAUCCUAAAAUUGGAAAGUGCCAUUUUUGAAUUGUAUGUAUGCUGCUUGAGCAUUCGUCAAUUGAUAAUUUGUCUCCUCCUGAAGUUUGCUUAUUGUUAAUUCAUCCCCUAUAUUGGGAAAAUAAGGACUUUAUACCCCCAAACCCUCUGAGUUUGCAGCUCUUACAUCGAAGAUAAUCAGAAAUUUUGAUAACUAUCCUCGCCACCCUCAAUUCUUCCUCUCAGGUCAUUCCUUUUAUGAAAUGCUCUGUUUGCAGAAGUUAAGGAUUAUAUUUAAUGAUUGCAGCAUCAAAGCCACACUCUUCAUCAAGAGAUGGGGUGAAAAUACAGGCUGGUGAUUCCUGUUGUGCAUUUCCAAUUUAGUCCUUUAAAAAAAGUUGUGAUCCCUCCAAAAGCAUUGUUCCACUUUCUUUUUUUAUACAAGUUCAGACAAUUCUGAAAUUCCACAUUUAACUGUCAGGCAGAGCGAUUUGCGUGUCUGACCACCACUGUUUACUUACAGAGUUGGCAGGUUUUUAUAAUAUAUAAUGAUAAUGAAAUUUCUCAUCAAAAAGUCAGCACCCUUUGUGUUUUAGACUGUCAUGGGAAUGGAGAAUGGAGUCAUGGCCCUAUGGCUGCCAUCAAUUUGAAUGUUGUACUUUAGAUUGAUGCACAAUCUCUCAAUGUUUUCCUCCAUCCCCAUUUAAUCUUUAUUUUAAUUUUGAUAUUGAAUCUGUUCUGAAAUCAAACCUAAAAGUCAAAUUUUUAGUUAAGAUCUAAUUUUAUAAUUGAUGCACAAUUUUUCAUUUUUCUCAUUUUAAUCAUUAUUUAAUCCAGUUUUAAAAUCCAGACUAAACAGUCAGAUUUUUAGUAUGGUGUCAUAUCUAUUUGUAUUUGGUAUUUUAAAAUUAGAAAGCAAGUGUACCCAGGUGCAUUUUUUCCCAGAGAAAAAGGAGAAAAACUCCUCCCCCAAAAUCAUUCAUUGAUCAAGCAUUCAGCAUUUAUUAACAUCAUUGCUUUUGGUGAUUUAUUUAUGAUUUUGAUGGAUUGUCUUCCAAAAUUUUAGUCAGUGAAUUCAAACAAGCUUUUCAUAAAUGCAUAGCAGAUAUACAGGAACUUUGUGCAGCACAUUAAAAAAAUUUUAAUCUCUACUAAUAAUCAUUUUUCUGUCCUUAUCGUCCCAGUUUUUCGCUCUCUUCCGUUUUUCCAAUAUCUUGGGAGAAUUGAAAGGGUCAAAGCUAAGAAGGGCCUAAUUAAAUUGCAACAAUAUAAAGUUUAGCUUAACAACUGAUUUAUUUUUUCAAAAACUGUUGCUAAUUUCCAUUAAAAUGUCCGUAUGGGUUUAUUUUGAAAAGUGGCAAAAAUUGCCCAAAAUUUUCUUUUAUGAAUCUAGAAAGAAUUUAUCAGGUGAUACUUUGCAACUUUCAAAUGCAAUUAAGUCUUUCUGGCACAGACUUCUUCAAUUAUGAGUACCCCACCAAUGACCUCUUAAUCCUGUUUGUUACUGCCUCAUCAAAAGAUCCUGAUAUAAGUAAAAGACUUCACUCGGAGCGUUUCCCCUCAAAGAAGUGGGAGAUUAAGCAAUACAGGGUGUACAUUCUUUAGUAUAUAAACUCCUUGCUUUUCUUUCCACAAAAAUUUUACUCGUUGGGAUUAGCAGAUCAAAGACUAAAAUUAAUUUAAAUGAACUUUUUAGUUUUUAGCUCAUAAUUUAUUGUAUGGAACAAUUAGAUUUUGUUAGGACCAGGGCUGAUUUUGUCAAAAAUACAUUUUGUGUGAAGGAAGAAAUCUGAUCAAACGGAUACUUUAAUCAGAUAACUUUCCUGUGUAAAUAAAGGUCUGUAGAUGUAACAAGGAAAAUUGUACAAAUAUUUGUAAUAUAAUGCCACAUUUUGAGUAAUACUUACCGUCUAAUUUCUGAUCUUCAAAACUCACCUUGUCUGUGAGGAUUUGUUUUUUUUAUUAUGUUCUACUUCUCGCCAUCAGUGUGCUAUUCUUGUCUGUGUCAGAGCAAGAAUAGAUAAUUUGCAAUAUUUUUUUUUAAAUUGUAAAUAUUGAUUUUGUAAAUUAAUCAAUGAAGUGACUAAUAAACCAUCAUUCUUUGUUAAA
Molecule: messenger RNA, 5516 nt
Organism: Bemisia tabaci
Lineage: Eukaryota; Metazoa; Arthropoda; Insecta; Hemiptera; Aleyrodidae
Product: zinc transporter ZIP5
Biological process (GO): intracellular monoatomic cation homeostasis; zinc ion import across plasma membrane
Cellular component (GO): plasma membrane
Molecular function (GO): zinc ion transmembrane transporter activity; monoatomic cation:bicarbonate symporter activity
Source: RefSeq, a predicted model, not a curated record